Hyposmocoma kahamanoa is the source of this 3050-nucleotide messenger RNA. RefSeq names its product probable beta-hexosaminidase fdl. Gene Ontology annotation, cellular component: membrane. Gene Ontology annotation, biological process: glycosaminoglycan metabolic process; carbohydrate metabolic process; ganglioside catabolic process. The transcript has 5 exons. The record is from RefSeq and is a predicted model, not a curated record. Bases 647 to 2647 code for a protein of 666 amino acids. NCBI's taxonomy places the organism in Eukaryota, Metazoa, Arthropoda, Insecta, Lepidoptera, Cosmopterigidae. Gene Ontology annotation, molecular function: beta-N-acetylhexosaminidase activity.
GUGCUGUGAGGCGUCUCUCUCGCUCACUGGUUGGCAGCUUUCCCCGGGGCAAGCAAAACUAAAUUGAAGUGUGGACUUUUGAAUAUUAGUUUAUUUUUAAAAUAAAUUAAACUUUAUUUACUUAAUACAAUUAUGCACCACUAUUCUGUGUGUAAACAUUUCUGUACUUUCACUAUAUAAUUUACGAGGGAGGUUAUUCACUGUCAAGUGUCAAAAGGUGCCGUUGUUUUGACUGCUUUCUCACGAUAUGAUUUUGAUGUUAAUAUUUUAUAAUAAAAUUUUAAAUAAAAACAAGUGAAUAAACAGAGACCAUUGCCAGCCUUUUAAAAAAUUGGAGUUACAAAAUCUUAAUUUGAAUUAAAACUUCCUUGUUCGCGAGACCGUGUUUUGUUUGGAUAUAUUUUUUAUAAGAAUAAAUCGUGAUUUCGUAACGGUAGUUAAGUUUUUAGGAGUUCCUUUGUGUUGUGUUCAACAUAAAGGCUGUUGGAUAUACAUAGCCGAUAGACGGUGGAAUAAUAAGUAUACUAUACGGAUAAAACAAAUAUAAUGGCUUCUGCUGUAGCAACCAAAAAGAUGCAAAGAUAGAGACUGGAAAAAUCACUCUAGCACUCUACAUUGAUUGUAAUGGUUCGCGAAAGGUGGUGAGAUGAAGACGUGGGGCGAAGCGCUUGGACGAGGCGCGGGCGCACAUUUCUCGCGCGUGGGCCGCCUCCGCCGCGCGCUACUUCUACUCGCCGCCGCCGCCUGCACUGCUGCCGCAUUGCUCUACUGGCGGCAGCAGACUGAUCCCAGCGACCGAAGACCCUUACAUGUAUACUCGUCAGUAUCUCCCAUCAUGACCUCGAAUCUGUACUAUAAAAAUAAAUCCUCCUCGGCCACACCAUCGGCCGCAUCGUCGCUUAACUUUACAAUAAUUAGCGUGCCACAGUGGACGUGGAUAUGUCGGAGCGAUCGCUGCGAGCGUCUUCUUGCAUCCGAAUCGGUGCCACUGCAGUCUUUACCAACAUGCAACAUGCUCUGCGCGUCUACGCAGCUGUGGCCACAACCUACCGGCCCAGUGAGUUUAGCAACAGCUGCAGUCCCAGUAAGAGCAGACCAGUACUCACUCAAAAUAAUCUACUCGCCCUCGAGGGCUGUAACCGAGCACCUGAACGACGCAUUCGGAUUAUUCAAAGAUGACCUACGUCACCUCGAACGCAGCCACGGAGAUAACCGACACAUGGACGUCGGGACUCCCCGUGAGGUCAUCGUUCGCGUGUCUGUCAAUGGCACCGCAGACCCCCGGUUACGCCUCAACACUGACGAAAGCUACACACUCAAUAUGCGGCCUAAUGGCAAUAUCAUAUUAGUUGAUAUCUCAGCGCAGUCCUUCUGCGGCGCUCGACACGGAUUCGAAACAAUGUCGCAACUAAUUUGGCUGGAUCCUUACGCGGGGUCAUUACUUACCUUGGAAGCAGCUAAUGUACAAGACAAACCACGUUUCCAUUACCGAGGACUACUACUCGACACUGCUAGGAAUUACUUCUCAGUGAAAGAAAUCUUACGGACUAUCGACGCUAUGGCAGCUUGCAAAUUAAACACGUUUCAUUGGCACGCAAGUGAUUCCCAAUCGUUUCCUUUGAAAUUGAACAGCGCUCCGCGGUUAGCAGAGCAUGGAGCAUAUAGUCCAGGCGCCAUCUAUACACAAGAAGAUGUGAAAACAAUAGUUCGUCGUGCGAAACUUCGUGGCAUUCGCGUGCUCAUAGAAGUAGACGCUCCGGCGCACGUAGGGCGCGCUUGGGCAUGGGGCCCAGAAGCAGGUCUCGGUCAUCUCGCCUAUUGUGUAGAACAAACGCCGUGGAACUCCUAUUGCGGAGAACCACCUUGUGGCCAACUCAAUCCAAGAAAUCCCCACGUUUAUGAUCUUCUAACUCAUAUUUAUGCCGAAAUUAUCAAGCUUACGGAUGUUGACGAUAUUUUCCACCUCGGCGGUGACGAGGUUUCAGAACGAUGUUGGAAGCAACACUUUAACGAUACGGAUCCGAUGAAUCUGUGGCUAGAUUUUACUCGUCAAGCUUUAAAAUCUUUACAACGCGCAAAUGGCGGACGUUUGCCAGAGUUGACGUUACUGUGGUCAUCCCGCCUCACUCGUUCGCCUUACCUUGAAAAGUUAGAUGUAAAAAAUAUAGGUAUACAAAUCUGGGGUUCGUCAAGUUGGCCCGAAUCUCGAGCUGUGUUAGAUGCAGGGUUUAGAUCUAUAAUUUCCCACGUAGACGCGUGGUACUUAGAUUGCGGAUUCGGGUCGUGGCGGGACAGUUCGGAUGGACACUGUGGGCCGUACCGAUCUUGGCAGCGUGUAUACGAGCAUCGACCGUGGGUAGACGAGCAGCCAGCUAGUUUGAGUUCAGCUGAUGUGAAUCCUUGGCGCAUAGAUGGGGGCGCAGCUUGUCAAUGGACGGAGCAACUAGGGCCGGGCGGAUUGGACUCGCGUGUGUGGCCGCGAGCCGCUGCGCUGGCUGAGAGACUUUGGUCUGAUCGAUCAGAAGGCGCUGCUGCCGAUGUGUAUCUCCGCUUAGACACACAGCGGGCUCGGUUAGUCGCAAAAGGCGUCCGCGCGGCACCUUUGUGGCCUCAAUGGUGCUCGCACAACCCUCACGCUUGCCUAUAGUCACUAAACCCGCUUUCAUUUGACUUCUACGAUUGAAAGCUCUGUUAGCGCUCGAUGUCUAAAACAUAUACUGAGCGUAAGCCCAAUUGAAAUCAUUUUACAUUAAUCUGUAAUACAUUAUUACAUAUAAUAAAAUUACCACUCAUUAAGUGACGCGGGUCAGUAUCCACGUAUGUACAUAAUAAAUCAGAGUCUUAAUUAAAUAGAUAGAAUACAAUGUAGAAUUUGUACAGCUUCUAAUACUAGAUAGGUAGUGUUACUUAAAUUUGUGAUCAGUAGCUGAGAAUGUAGAUAAAGAAUGCACUUUUUCACUAGUAAUUCAAUAAAUAAUAUGAAUACAUUACAAUAUUUUUGAAAAGUUGUAGUAUGACAAUAAGUUUAUAGAAACCUCACGUAAGUUUUU